Molecule: messenger RNA, 895 nt
Organism: Zalophus californianus (California sea lion)
Lineage: Eukaryota; Metazoa; Chordata; Mammalia; Carnivora; Otariidae
Product: high mobility group protein B1-like
Exons: 1
Coding region: 10-621 (203 amino acids)
Biological process (GO): regulation of transcription by RNA polymerase II
Cellular component (GO): nucleus
Molecular function (GO): DNA binding, bending
Source: RefSeq, a predicted model, not a curated record
UAAUUAGACAUGGGCAAAGGAAAUCCUAAGAAGCCGAAAGGCAAAAUGUCAUCAUAUGCAUUCUUUGUGCAAACUUGCCGAGAGGAGCACAAGAAGAAGCACCCAGAUGCUUCAGUCAACUUCUCAGAGUUUUCUAAGAAGUGCUCAGAAAGGUGGAAGACCAUGUCUGCUAAAGAGAAAGGAAAAUUUGAAGACAUGGCAAAGGCGGACAAGGCCCGUUAUAAAAGAGAAAUGAAAACUUAUAUCCCCCCUAAAGGGGAAACAAAAAAGAAGUUCAAGGAUCCCAAUGCACCCAAGAGGCCUCCUUCGGCCUUUUUCUUGUUUUGUUCUGAGUAUCGCCCCAAAAUCAAAGGAGAACAUCCCGGCCUAUCCAUGGGUGAUGUUGCAAAGAAACUGGGAGAGAUGUGGAGUAACACCGCUGCAGAUGACAAGCAGCCGUAUGGAAAGAAGGCUGCUAAGCUGAAGGAAAAAUAUGAAAAGGUUAUUGCUGCGUACCGAGCUAAAGGAAAGCCUGAUGCGGCAAAAAAGGGAGUUGUCAAGGCUGAAAAGAGCAAGAAAAAGAAGGAAGAGGAGGAAGAUGAGGAAGAUGAAGAUGAAGAAGAAGAUGAUGAUGAUGAAUAAGUUGGUUCUAGCGCAGUUUUUUUUUUUUCUCGUCUAUAAAGCAUUUAACCCCCCUGUACACAACUCACUCCUUUUAAAGAAAAAAAAUUGAAAUGUAAGGCUGUGUAAGAUUUGUUUUUAAACUGUACAGUGUCUUUUUUUGUAUAGUUAACACUACCGAAUGUGUCUUUAGAUAGCCCUGUCCUGGUGGUAUUUUCAAUAGCCACUAACCUUGCCUGGUCCAGUAUGGGGGUUAUAAAUUGGCAUGGAAAUUUAAAGCAGGUUCUUGUUGGUG